AUUAAUAAUAGACAGAAUAUAGUUUAGCGCAAUUGUAAAUUGGUUGUCAAUUAUACCGUUGAAUACAACAUGUGAGAACAUGAGAUCCCGUUGAAUAUGAUAUUUAUUUAUUUAUUUUAAUAUUUAGAUUACUAAAAAUAUGUGUAGGAUUGUCUAAGCCAUGGAAUCCUCCGAAGUUUAAGUGGGGUAUAUUUAGCCGAGCUCCAAUAUGGCGGACAAUGAAGAGGAAAAUGGCAUGAUAACCAUUGCUACAGACCCGCUAAGCUCAGAUUCUGUCAUCGUCACUGGCCCAGAAGACGAUCGGGUUAUUCACGACGAUGAUGCUGAAGAUAUUCUACAACAAGCUAUUCAAGAUGCCCAAGAGUUUGGGGAAGAGGCCGUCACCUUGUCGUACGUUACGGCAGAGGAAGGGGAACACGAUCCAACUAUUGUGGCACAGGAAAUUACAAACAAUGUCAAUGUGAAUGUUGUGUCAGACACUGAUUCUGCCCUGGCCACCACAGUUGUAGGAACUACUGCUGAUAAUGGCAUUGCAUAUGAUAUUUCUUAUGCUGUGGUGUCAGAUAUGGAUCAUCAAACUGAAAAUAUGACGCUCGAAGAAAAUAUUGAAGCUGUUAUGAUGGCACCAGAUUCUCAAAUUGAACAAGUGGCAGUUCAACAAUUGCAGCCAACUGAAAAUAUUAUAACAAUGCAGUCAAGUGAUUUUACAAAUUCAGUUCCUCAAGGGGGCAUAAAUGUGACAUUAGUGCCAUCUAAUCAGAAUAGUGUUGCACCAAUUGGUUCAAGUCAAAACCCAAUACGCAUAGUCCAACAGGGAAACCAAUAUACCCCCGUCCAGCAGUUGACGGCUGAACAAUUACAACAAAUUAUGCAUGUAGUUCAAGAACAGCAACUUGCUAAAUCGGCAGACAGUACUAGUGGGUCUAGCAUAUUAUAUAAUCCUGCAACAAAUACUAGAAUUGUGUACCGUGUUAUAUAUCCCUCCGAAUUACAUAAAACGACUGGCAUAACCACCCCAGAAAAAUCUUCUAGUGCUAAUAGUACAGGGCCGGAGAGUUCCUCAAUUCAGCGAAAAAAUUAUAAGAAACGUACACGGGAAGAUGAAGAAGACAAAGUUGAUGGUCCAGAAAUGUCAAAAGAGGAAAAGGAAGAGCGUAAAAAACAUAGGCCCAGAACGCGUUCGGGCCGUGUUUCUAAACCUCCAAAGCACAUGGUGAAAGACUAUAAACAUAUUCAUGUGUUAGACUGGGAUGAGGAUUAUGAUGAUUCUGAUGGUGGUUAUUCAGAUUUUAAAAUAAGUGAUGAAGAUAAAGAAAAAGCAGAGAACUCUAAUGCAAAUAAUACAAAUAGUAAUAACAGGAAAGAAACUGACAGCAGUCCUGAUUUUAUUGAUGCUUCAUCUGGAUUAGAACGGGUAAAGAAUUAUAAAUGUGAAGGAUGUGAUAAGGCUUAUAUUGGUCACGGUGGAUUAAGAAGACAUUAUCAACUCAACCCAUCUCAUGGAACUAUAACUGAGGAAUCUGAUAUUGAUAAAGUAUCAGUACCUGUACCGUUACCUGUAGUUGCAACUCCUGAAACAGCAGAAACUCAAAGUACAGUGUCAUCAAAUAAUUUACCUACAAAUGGUAGUAUAGGCAGCAUUUCUGAGGACAGUAAUACUCAAGACUCAAUACCCAGUCAGGUAACCCCAACGUCCAUCCCUUCCACAACCUCUUAUUAUAAACCAAGGGGUAGAGGUAGGGGCAGACCAGCACAAUCACUUGAUAUUCCGAGUAAAAGAAGAGCUAAACUUCAAGAUCUGGUCCGUCUCUGUACAGAUGAUGAAUUAAUGGAGAUAGUGUUACCUCGAUUAGCUAAUGUUAUAACAUUAUGGGAAUUUCUCAUGAUGAAAGUAGAAAAAGGAGGGAAAGCCUUACCGAAGGUUGACGAUAUUGUUCAUGAAUUUGAAACAUUGCAAAAACAGGUGGCAAAAACUUGUCAAGAGUGUCUAAUGCCAUUAAACGAAUCAAAAGAUGUGACAGAGUCACAAGCUCAUAAUAUUCAGGUUGUUGAUGAGGUAAUGGCUGCUUGUCUUGGUUUAAAAGUAGGAAAAUAUCAAGCAAAAUCCUUGCCUAAAGAAGAAAAAUCAUUCCAUUACAAAUAUCUCACAACAGAAAGACUAGGUAUACCAGCAAAGCGUCAGGGCAACCGUCGAACCAUAGAAAUAGUUACCCCAGAUGAACUAAUUCAGUCAAAUAAUAAAAAGCCUCGUAUGACAACAUUACUCAAUAACACUAUAGUUUCUAUGACCAAUAAAAGAUCUUUAUCAUCCCCAGUGACUACUUCAACCCCUCCUUCUUCGUCCACACCCAUUUCUAUAUUAACCACACCCAUAUCAUCAAGCCGAUCAGCAACACCCAUGCAAAUAGUUGUCAACAAUCACAAUAAUCUGUUAUCCGAGUCAGCACAAAUGCCAAUUACAACACAAACAAUCAGCACAGCCAUUUCUAACAACGGAAUUCUCCAUAGUGAAAACCACCAAACAGUGCUACUAACUAAUAGUGUUCCACUUUCCACUGCUUUUGCAACGUUAAAUGGUGGAAGUGUAUUAAAUAUAAAUGGAAAUAAUUCUGUGUUACAAUCCACGCCAACCAUUACGACAUCAUCAGCAACAAUAAUACCAACGGCAGUGACAAAAAACAACGGAACAGUAGUAAAUGGAAACAAUAUCAACAGUAUCUUAGUCAAUAAUAAUCCAAAUGUGAAAAUAGAAACCUCUCAUAGUGACAUUGUGCAAGAAGUUCCUGUGCCAAAUUUUGUUAAUCCAAUUGAAUCGAACAGUCAGCAAACCUCAGUGAAGUCAGGGUUGAUUAAUAGUAAAAUAGCAGAUGUGAAUGAUGAGGGUCUUGUUACUGUUGAUCAAACAGAAACAAUAGAUUUACAGGUACCACUUAAUGGUAUUCAAGAGGGCACUGCUGAUGUUUUACAAGGGGAGAUAAUAAAUCCGAGUGAAAAUGCAUAUUUUAGUGCUGAACAAAUUGAAGGAGAAAUAAUUUCUCCGGACCAAAUAGUGACACAAGCCUCUAAUAUCUUCCAGACUGAGGAUGGUACAUUAAUUAUUCAAAACCCUGAUGGGACCACAUUUCAACUACAGGGGGCGGAAGGUAUACCAUUAGAAACUGUUCAGGCACUUCUCGCCAUGGAAAGUGAGGGACAUUUUGUAGAACAAGAACAAUUACAAACAGAAAUGCAAUAGCAUUUACCAGAUUAGUGCUUGAUUAUUUGGAAACAUAAGCAAUAUUUACUUUAAUUUAAGUGCUAUUUAAGGUGUCUCGUUUUUUAUUUUUUAUUAUUUUAAUAAAACAUACUUGGUGUUCAUGGUACAUGUAAGAUUAAGAUUUAGGUAAAUAUUUUAUAUAGACUUAUCCAAGUUUAGGAUUAAAUUUCUUUAUCAUUAUCAGUUGUUAAGAUUUCAUAUGGACAUUUUGGCACAUUUUCUGCAGAUUUAAAAGCAAAGUUAAAUAUAUCUUGAAAUGUUUAAAGCUGAUGUAUUAAAUUUAGAAUAGGAUGUUAUUAAAAAAGAUUUGCUUUAACAAUAUUGAACACAGAUAAUAGAAAGUUUUGAAAUAUGAUUUAUAAGCAGAGCCCUUUUAUAUUUAAAUGCAGCAUAGAGGUACAUACAUGUUGUUAAGAUUUGUUUAGUCAGGUAUCUAGUAUUCUUGUACUUGCAUCGUUCAUACUAUUUGCAUCAACAUUGUGUAACAUAAUACUGGUGUGUGAUUAAAGGUGUAAGUCAGACUAUUAGAAUUGGUAUGGCAUGCUGGUGACUGGUGAGAUACCUGAUAAUUUUGCAUAGAAACUUUUGUUAAGCUGAAUAUGCCAGAAUGAAAUAUGUGGAUGUACCUGUAGGUCUGUCAAUGACCAACCAUUGAAAAUAUAAGUGCUAUUAUUAAUUAGAAAUAUUGUUUGAAAUUAUCAAAGAGAAUUUAAAAUCUUUUAUUUUUACUGAACUGAAUACACAUGUAUGUUUAUGUUAAAAUGAAUUUGGUGAAAAAUCAGUUUUAUUAAGUU
This is a messenger RNA of Patella vulgata (common limpet), 4050 nucleotides long. RefSeq lists its product as uncharacterized. Lineage: Eukaryota; Metazoa; Mollusca; Gastropoda; Patellidae. The coding region runs from base 209 to 3235 and encodes 1008 amino acids. The record is from RefSeq and is a predicted model, not a curated record. The transcript is spliced from 5 exons.